AUGGCCUACGACAUUCCCUUUCACCGACUUGAAGGCCUGGAGCGAGACACGCCGGAUGAUGUGGCCGAUCUGCUGAAAGCGUCACCGAGGAGCACCAAGACAGAGACGGCGCGGGUAUACAACUAUGUCGGAAUCUCAGAAGGCCGACUAGACGACCCCGAUUUGUACGAACUCAAAGGUUUUAUUCGCCCGGAUUUUGACCCUACUACGCCGCCUAAGAAGCAAAGCCUCCAGUUCCCGGAGCUGUUCCGAGACGUGAUGAGGAUUCGGCAGGAUGUUCUUGUCCGGGAAUUCGGUGGAAAGCUGGAGGACAUCGCGUCUGAUCUGUGGGGUGACUCGGUCAGCCUGCACUGGGUGGUAUACAUAACGGAUCACGUCGCCGACGAGAGCCUCAUUCUGGGGGAAGGAAAGAACAGCUCGAACCGUAAGAUUCGGAUUCCCGUUGGAACAAUCAAGGUACAGCCUGUAAUUGGAAUGAGACAGAAAGAGAACAAGGCGGCCAUGCCGCCUUUCGUCGGCGAGCGCACGCGGUCCAACUACCUCCAGCUGUCUGAAGCGAUGGUCCUCGCCCCGUACCGCGAGGACGACUGGGUCCAGCGCAUCCUGUACACUGCCGUCCUCAACACAUUCAAUGAGCAUCUGCCGCCGUCGUUCUUCCACGAUAUCUUCGGGCGGGUGAUCCCCCUGGACGAUAAACCACUGAAGGACACACGGCUCCCGGGCGAGGUCGCUGGGACCCGGCGCCAGUGGAAGGACCAGUUCGUCGAGCUCAUUCCGGACGCGCUGCAGUGGUCCGGCCUUAUGUGCGUACAGGCGGAGAUCUAG
Messenger RNA from Diaporthe citri, 825 nucleotides. RefSeq lists its product as uncharacterized. The coding region runs from base 1 to 825 and encodes 274 amino acids. The record is from RefSeq and is a predicted model, not a curated record. The transcript has 3 exons. NCBI's taxonomy places the organism in Eukaryota, Fungi, Ascomycota, Sordariomycetes, Diaporthales, Diaporthaceae.